Molecule: messenger RNA, 1861 nt
Organism: Hyaloscypha bicolor E
Lineage: Eukaryota; Fungi; Ascomycota; Leotiomycetes; Helotiales; Hyaloscyphaceae
Product: acid protease
Exons: 2
Coding region: 168-1745 (525 amino acids)
Biological process (GO): proteolysis
Molecular function (GO): aspartic-type endopeptidase activity
Source: RefSeq, a predicted model, not a curated record
CUGCGCCGCAAAACAAAUUGUGAGCCAGGCCCAGGCUACCAUCCAAGAUGUGGCAAAGGUCUAAUUUCACGAUCUGAUUAAGUUAUGGUCAUGGCGCUCCCCCGCAACGCCAUGGCUUUCCUCCACCACCAUCAUCAACCUCGAUUUAUUGCUUUUCGGUGCCAAAUAUGAAGGUACGGCUGGAGUCACUCGUUUUCAGCCUCCUCGGAGCAGCUCAACAUGUCGAAGCGGCAAAGGUCCUCUCGUUUGACAUUUCAAGAAGAGCGAAUUCGAUUUCAGGGAUCAACGAGAUUCUCAGACGCAGAGACCUCUCUAAAAGCUUCACGGAGGUGAUAGACAACAUAGGUGCCGGGAACGGGUAUACAGCCAACAUAUCCGUCGGCACCCCCCCACAGCCUCUAAUUCUCGGAAUUGAUACCGGGAGUACGGAUACCUGGGUCCUGUCCAACACUGCGAAUAUAUGUGUGGAUGUGGCGCUGAUGAAAGAGGGUGAGACCUGUGCGCAUGGGACGUUUAAUGCUAAUAAGAGUUCUACGGUGGAGACGGUGGUUCCUGGGGGUUUUAAUGCGACCUAUGUGGAUAAGAGUGGUGCGAGUGGGGAUUUUAUUACGGAUAUGUUGAGCAUUGCGGGGAAUGAGGUGAAGGGGAUGCAAAUGGGUCUUGCAUUCAGGUCUACGGUUUCGCAAGGGACGCUGGGGUUGGGAUAUGACACUCUCGAAGGCGCCAAAACAAAAUAUCCCAGUUUCAUCGACCAGCUAGUAUCCCAAGGCUUUAUCAACAGCAAAGCCUUCUCCCUCUACCUGAACGACCUCACCACCUCAACAGGCAACAUCCUCUUCGGCGGGAUCGACACCGCAAAGUUCACCGGCACCCUGCAAACCCUCCCUCUCAUCCCCGCCCUCCCCAACGACCCAAUCUCCUACUACGGCGUCGUCCUAACCUCCGUGACGAUCACCUCCUCCGAUGCAAAUAACAGCUUCCCCCUCACUUCAACAGCAAGUGACGGCUCAGCGGUGAACGAAAUCGGCGUCGUGCUCGACUCCGGCGCCAUGUUCACCUACCUGCCCACCGCGCCCGUCCAGGCAAUCUACAAGCUUCUCGACGCCGUCGUCUCGCACGUCUCCUCCUCGUUCAUUUUCGUAGACUGCGCCUUACUCGUCCCAGCCUCGGGAAUACCCACUACUGUUGAUUUCCAGUUCACGUCCCCCACUGGACCAAUCAUCAAAGUUCCGUUAAACGAAUUUGUCUUCCCACUCUCAGAUUACGCGGCGAUAGCAGAGCAUAUCUCGGCACUGGGCACGCUGCCGUUUAAGGAUACGUGUUUGCUUGGUCUCCUCGGCGCUGAUGAGACGGGCGGCGCGAUGAUACUGGGAGAUACGUUUUUGAGGAGUGCGUACGUGGUUUAUGAUCUUGAGAGCAAUAGUAUCGGGAUUGCGCAGACGGUGUUUAAUUCCACGACGAGUAGUGUUGUGGAGUUUUUUGCUGCGGAGAGUGGGUUCCCGGUUAUGAGUGGAGUGUCGUCGAGUGCCACAGGUAGUGCGACUGGAAAGAGCACUGGUACCGGGAGUGGAGGGGCAGGGACGACGGCUAAACCGACGGGGACGGGGAGCGGGGCUGCGUCGAGUAGCUCGAGUAAAGCUGCGGCUGGAUUGUCGAGUCCCCCGCCUUUUGAUGCGAGGGGUUUGGUUGUGUUGACGGUGGUGGGGUUGUAUUCUUUGGUUGGUGCAGGGUGGCUUCUUGGGUAGAUGGAUUGUUGGAGAUGGGGAGAUAUCAGUAAUGUAAUUACAUGUAUUGUGCAGAUGUAGCUAAAGCAAUAGUGAAUGUUAUGUAAGAUAUCCUGACAUAUGGGACGAUUCUCUGC